UUCAGUUGAAAUUCGAACGUUGACCGAAAUCGUUGGAAUUUCGUUCGCCCUGAGCCAAUUGAAUCGAGGAAAAUCCAAAUCCAAAUACGUAUCGGAAUCGAAACCGAAAUCCCAAAACUUUUUUGUUUUUUUUUUGUUUUCUUACCCAAACGAUCAGCGACAAAGAGUGUACCGCGCUGCCACGCACGAUCUUCAUUCAGAUAUCAUUCCAAACUCCAGAUCUCGGUGACGUAGUCGUCCGCCGAAAACAGCUGAUAAGAUACUUAUCGCGCGCCCCUCUCCCUCCACCCAUUUGGCACUCCCACCGGGCGAAAGAGCUUUAUCAGCAGCAGCAGCAGCAGCAGCGACGCGGCGCACCGUUUGUGGCCUUGUAAUCCGCGGCACCGCCAAGAUGCCACAGCCAAAGCAACAACAACAACCACAGCAGCAGCAGCAAAAGCAAGAACAGCAGCUGCAAAAGCAGAAUCCGCUGCAAAAGCAGAAUCCGUUGCAGAAACAUUCCAGCUCCAGUCCGAGUUCCAGUCCGAUCUCCAGCCCGAGCUUCACUUCCAGUCCCGGCAUCAACUCUUCCACGAUCGCAAAGCGGGAACGCGAACGGGAAAGGGAACGGGAACGCACGCAGACGAUCGGCGAAACGGACAUGGAUCAGUCGGUGCUCAACGGACUGGCGCUGGGCGGAGAUGCGCUCGGCAAUUACCACGGACACAAGCGCGAACUGGGUCACAGAGUGUUUGUGAACAGAUCGUUGCAUUUGGAGAACAUCAAGUACUAUGGCUUUGACAUGGACUACACCCUGGCAGAGUACAAGUCACCGCAGUACGAGCAACUGGGCUUUAAUCUGGUCAAGGAGCGACUGGUUUCCAUGGGUUACCCCAAGGAGAUCCUGCAGUUCGAAUACGAUCCCACUUUUCCGGUUCGCGGCCUGUGGUUCGACACGCUCUACGGCAAUCUGCUGAAAGUGGAUGCCUACGGCAACAUUCUGGUGUGCGUUCAUGGCUUUGAGUUUAUCAAGCAUCACCAGGUGUACGAACUGUAUCCCAACAAGUUCUUGAAACUGGACGAGUCGCGUGUGUAUGUCCUGAACACGCUCUUCAAUCUGCCGGAAACCUAUCUUCUGGCCUGUCUCACCGACUUCUUUACCAACAGCAGCGAAUUUGUGCGCGUUGAGCGCGGCAUCAAAGCUGGCGAUUUCCUUUUCACCUACAAGUCGAUUUUCCAGGACGUGCGUCGCGCCGUCGACUGGGUGCAUUCCGAUGGCGAUCUGAAGCGUCGCACCACGCAGAACAUGGCACACUAUGUGAAGAAGGAUGAGCGUUUGCCCACGGUUUUGUCGCGCAUUCGCGAAUCGGGCGCCAAAUUGUUCAUGCUGACGAACAGCGACUACACGUACACCAACGAGAUCAUGACCUACCUGUUCGACUUCCCACAUGGCGCCACGCCGGAGGAGCCGCACCGCGACUGGAAGUCCUACUUCGAUGUGAUCGUGGUGGAUGCCCGCAAGCCGCUCUUCUUCGACGAGGGCACCGUUCUGCGACAGGUGGACACCAAGACGGGCGGCCUGAAGAUCGGCACCCACAUUGGACCGUUGCAGCCGGGCCAGGUGUAUUCGGGCGGCUCCUGUGAGCUCUUCACCAAGUUCAUCAAUGCCAAGGGCAAGGAUGUGCUGUACGUGGGCGAUCACAUCUUUGGCGACAUUCUCAAAUCGAAGAAGAUACGCGGGUGGCGCACAUUCUUGAUUGUGCCCGAAUUGGUGCGGGAGUUGCAUGUGUGGACGGAUGAGUGUCAGCUUUUUGCGGAGCUCCAGAAUCUGGACAUCAAGCUGGGCGAUCUCUACAGGGAUCUCGAUUCGAGUGCCAAGGUCAAGCCGGACAUUUCGCAGCUGCGCACCUGCAUCCGCGAUGUGACGCACAAGAUGGACAUGUCCUACGGCAUGAUGGGCUCGCUCUUCCGCUCCGGAUCGCGCCAGACCUUCUUCUCCAGCCAGGUGGUGCGGUAUGCCGAUGUCUACGCGGCCACCCUGCUCAACCUCAUCUACUACCCCUUCUCGUACAUGUUCCGCGCUCCGGCCAUGCUCCUGCCCCACGAGUCGACGGUGGCCCACGACCAGGCCCACCAGCCUCCGCCUCCGCUGGCACCUGGUCCUGCUCCUUCGGCGGUCACUGGAUCCACCUCGGCGGCAGCAUCUUCCCCGGACGAGCCGGCGCGCAUUGUGGCCGGCACCGAGCAGGCCAAGGACACCAAGGAUUUGCAUCGCGCCAGCUCCAUUGUGCACACUCGUCCCUCCACGCCCACCGUGGUGACCCACACCCAUGACGAGGACUACUCCGAGGAGGAGGAGACGCCCAGUGGUGCCGAAUCUUCGACGGAGCAGCCGCUGCGCGAUGUGUCGGAAGAUUAGGAACCGCGACCCAAAACCCCAGCAGGAAUGUUUGCAUCAACGAAUUUUCUUCUCAAACUUCCCAGAUGUCCCAAAAAGAAACACAGAAACCCAUCCGUGGUCGAAGCAAUUGUGAAACGUACGAUUUUCCCUGGCGAUUUUACCCAAAACACAGAUAUGUGAAAUUAUAUAUAUACCAUAUAUGAUAUAUACAUUAUACAUUAUACAUUAGCUGGUUCCAUACAUAUAAUGUGUAUUUUUUUUUUUAAUUAAAACUAUAAAUUGCUGUAAUUGAAAGAAAACAAA
Messenger RNA from Drosophila elegans, 2683 nucleotides. RefSeq names its product cytosolic purine 5'-nucleotidase (gene Nt5b). The record is from RefSeq and is a predicted model, not a curated record. NCBI's taxonomy places the organism in Eukaryota, Metazoa, Arthropoda, Insecta, Diptera, Drosophilidae. The transcript has 7 exons. The coding region runs from base 392 to 2398 and encodes 668 amino acids. Gene Ontology annotation, molecular function: 5'-nucleotidase activity.